Clarias gariepinus (North African catfish) is the source of this 3739-nucleotide messenger RNA. It is a transcript of the gene pard6a, whose product is annotated as par-6 family cell polarity regulator alpha. The record is from RefSeq and is a predicted model, not a curated record. The transcript is spliced from 3 exons. Gene Ontology annotation, molecular function: protein kinase C binding. The coding region runs from base 124 to 1263 and encodes 379 amino acids. Gene Ontology annotation, biological process: centrosome cycle; regulation of cellular localization; establishment or maintenance of cell polarity. Gene Ontology annotation, cellular component: apical plasma membrane; nucleus; cell cortex. Lineage: Eukaryota; Metazoa; Chordata; Actinopteri; Siluriformes; Clariidae.
CCGUGUUCCUCGGGCAGUGUUGCGGAGCGAGUGACGGAUCUGCGCCGUGCGCUGGGAGCUGAUGCGCCGCACAGCGCGCUGAGUCAGGCAGGGGCUCGCCGAGGCAAAGCCGCGGGAAUAAACAUGUCGCGGAAUCAGAGGACGCCGCAGAAAAACACGGAGAGUGUGGUGGAGGUGAAGAGCAAAUUUGAAGCAGAAUACCGGAGAUUCGCACUACAGCGGAACGGCAACGUCAGCUUCCAGGAGUUCUACCGGCUGCUGCAGAAUGUGCAUCACAUUCCAGGUGUUGAUGUGCUUCUGGGCUACGCUGACGUCCAUGGAGACCUGCUUCCCAUCAACAAUGAUGACAACUUCCACAAAGCUCUGUCUUCCGCCAAUCCUCUGCUGAGGAUUAUCAUCCAGAGGAGAGAUGUGGACGAGCCCGUGGUCUUUGGCACUAAUUCUCUGCAGAGGAGAAAAAAAGGCCUGGCAGGACUGCGUGUCAAUCAGCAGAAGAGUAAAUCAGGUCUGUUGAUCAGUCUCCCGCAGGACUUCCGGCAGAUCUCUUCCAUCAUCGAUGUGGAUAUACUGCCUGAAACACACCGUCGUGUGCGCCUGCACAAGCAUGGCACUAACAAACCUCUGGGCUUCUAUAUCCGUGAUGGUGUGAGCGUGCGUGUCACGCAACAAGGUGUGGAGAAAGUGCCUGGUGUCUUCAUCUCACGUCUGGUUAAGGGCGGGCUGGCGGAGAGCACAGGAUUGCUCGGGGUUAACGAUGAGAUACUAGAAGUCAACUCUAUUGACGUGGCUGGCAAGUCACUGGACCAGGUUACAGACAUGAUGGUGGCCAACAGCCACAACCUGAUUGUGACAGUGAAGCCGGCCAAUCAGCGCAACAACGUGAUACACAGGUCAAGCAAAACCUCGGCUGGUAACAUCUCUACCGGCUCAGGAGGAUCUGUGCUUUCACAGGACUCACUUCCUAGUCCUGCCUCUCAAACUGUUAGCCAAUAUAGUAACAGCAACAGCGUGAUGGAAGGGGACAGUGAUGAAGACGAAAGCGAUCUCAUUAUCGAGAGUGAUAACCUGCCUGCGUACACGUCACAUCACCUGACCAAUGGAAAUGGCAUUCAUACUUCACUGGCUGCUUAUGGCCAGAGGCCUCUCCCGCAGAGCGUCUCAUUGCCCAGUACAAGCUCUAUAAGCUCGCACAACAGCAGCCCUAAUAAGACCAGCAGCAGCCAAGAGAGUAUGAGAGAGGACGGCAACUUCAUCACAUUGUGAAACACCUCUUAAUAUAUCUUGUCAUAUCAUACAGAACACACUCAUACAAUGGUUUUAUGCACAACUAGGACAAAGCAAAAGGCUGAAGGUUUUAUAGUACUAGACCUAAUGUCACAAAACAUCGAUAUGAUGUUGACCUCCACAAGAACUUGCCUGAAGGAGGGCAUAAGCCCAGUGGAGUUAGUGAGGGGUAAUUAUAGCCUGGACUGUCUCCAGAGUACAUGUGGAAACAUCACCUCAUGGAAGUGCCUUAUGGACUUACAGUCUAAUUUUUAUCUAAUCAUCCAUAUCAAACAGCGCGCAUAUAUUUUGCCACAACUAAUGAAGGAGCAGAAACUAGCACACAAACACACUUUCUUCAUGGUGGUGUUGAUGCCUUGAUGCCUAGUCCGAUCUCCACCUGCACUAUAGUAGUGGAGGAAUCUUUAUUCUCCAUCACAUGAACUCCUCUGCUAAGACACUGGAAUGUUUAGUUUUUUUCUGAUGCUUCCUGCAUGUGGAAAAAAAAUGGCAUAGUAGCAUUGGUAAGAAUGAUGAAGAAAUUAAUAAUGCAUAUGUAAUAGAGCUGUCCUGAUUCAUGACGUAUAUAUCUUAUGCAUCUCUGAUUUGGGCCCCAGGAAAUUCUGUUCAGACACAACAUGUCAUCUUUAUAAUAUCAGUGAUACAGUGAAAACUUUCUAGCUGAGCCUUUUGUAUUUGCUUUACUUUAUAGUAAUGAGUUGUCUGCCUUUCAUCACACAGUCUUCUCUGAAACAUGUCUUUGAUGGCAUCAUUUUGGGUGUAAAUUGCUCUUAGGCAAAAUUCAGCAUUGUUUUAUUACAAUUCAGAUGUUUUAAAUUUCAUCGCUACGUACAUGCCAAAUGUCGCCUCUGGUCUAGUAAGUUGCUGCAACAAAAAAAAAAAAAAAAAAAAAAGGAAGAGGAACAAUACAAUAAUCUAGAUCUUGCAUGAGGAAAUGGCAAACCCAGUUCUAAUGACCUUUGAAAGCCAGGUCUCCUCUCUGUCAACUCAUGCUAUCAGAUUCCAUUCAUUCAUUCACGCUGUCAGUUUUCACAUGCAGUAGCUCUCACUGAGACACGUUUAUGUUUAUAUACACUAAAAAAAUCAGCAGCUGUCUUAUUUCAUUUCUUUCAAAACGCACACAUUGUUUCAGAAGGUAUCGGAUGCUGUCUCUCUCCAGACCUGUCUCACCUCGAGCUGCUUAAAGUGUUAUGAACCCAGGGAUAGCUGCUUGGCCCCAGACUCUAGUAGGCUUUCUGCUUUUGAAGCUGGCUGCCUGUAUUCGCCCGCCUGGGGUUGUUAUCCACUCUCCCUAGAAAUGUAUCAAUAAUAGAUGUUUUACUCGCACUACGAUGCGGCUCAGUGAGAGAGGAGGCCUUGACCUCUUGUGGAGCCAGCUGUCUGCGUGCUGUCUGAUGUGUUCUGUGUUUGCGUAAAAAAAAAAAAAAAUGAAGGAAAUUCCUCUCUUUAUACAGUUGUUUGCUGAUGUGUAAAGUAAGAAAAGCUCAAAAUCAAAUGACCAAUUCUGAGAAUUCUGAGAAUGGAGGAGGAACUCAAUCAAGACCGUUGACUUUUCAAGUUCUUUUAUGAAAUGUGUCCAGCAAAAACACCAAGAACGCCAAAGUGUUGUAGUAACCUGUGGAUGUGUGUUUUCCUGCCAGGUGUAGUUUCAUCCUGAAGGCCUUCUUAAUUUCCAUUAUUUCUCAUCGUUAUUAUUUCCACUCUGUCACAUUAAAGUAUAUUUAAGCAGUUUUUCUUCUUCAUGCUGCAGAACCGGGUUUGUUUUGACAUAUACGCAGACACAACGUCUGCAAAGCCAACACCUCUGACUCACUGGGACAGCUGGAGGGAACAUGAAAUGAAAGAUGCGCACGAUUGGAGUCGAAGGGCAUUUAAAAGGGUUUGGACAACUGUAAGGGUAUUUUUGGGAGGUGCAGAUUUAUCGUCCUUGUCCAAUUAGGUUAUUUAAGAGAAUUUAUUUUUAGGAGGAAUUGUUUCAAACGCACUGGAUAUCAUUAAUGUACGGCAGUAUGAAAUGACAUUCACAUCUCUCUUUCUCUCUCUCUCUCUUUUGCAAAUCAGUAUCUAAAGAUAUGAAUGGCACACAAAUUGGAAUAACAGCCACCAUAAUAAAAAUUGUCACGACCCUAAUUUUUUUAUGUAUGUAAAUGUAUAUGUAUAUAUACACUGAGAAUAUGGACAAAUUUUGUAAACUGGGAGCCCUUUUUAUUAAAAGAGCAGUAUAUAUACAGUAUAUGUGUAAAAUAUGGAAAGUAUUUUUCUUAUUCUUGUACUUUUGUAUGUAUAUUGGAAUCCAGGAGAAGACGUUUCUAUUUCUUUUGCGUGUGAGGAAGCAAGCGUAAAUCUGAAGAAAUCUAUGAUUUUAUUCUAUUCAGAUGGGUGGUGGUGUAUCAUACUGUGAAUGCAAAUAUGGGAAUUUUAAAUUGUUCUAUGGAAAUAAAAGUAUUCAAAAUGA